AUGCCCAUCGCGAUGCCCAUCAUCGCCCUCGCGCGUCCGCGCCCGGCCCGAGCGCCGCCGUCGCGUCGCGCGAAGACGCGCGCGCGCGUCGUCCUCGCGCGCGCGGCGUCGCUGUCGCUGUGCGCGCGCGGAGCGAACGCGCCGCACCCGGAUAAGACGGCCAAGGGUGGCGAGGACGCGUGGUUCGCCCGCGUCGACGCGACGCGCGGCGGCGGCGUCCUGGGCGUCGCGGACGGCGUCGGUGGAUUUAACGAUCAGGGCGUGGACCCGGGCCUGUACGCGCGCGUGUUAGCGCACGAGGCGCUGCGGGAGAUCGCGCGGGAGGGCGAAACGGCGGCGAAGGACGCGAUGGCGGCGGCGCAGAGAGAGACGAAGAUUCCGGGAGCGGCGACGAUGUGCGUCGUUCGCUUAGAUGGAGACGUGUUGCGGUGCGCGAACGUGGGGGACAGUGGAUUCAGAGUGGUCAGGGAUGGACGGGUGGUGGGCGCGUCGACGGCGCAGCAGCACUACUUUAACUGCCCGUAUCAGCUGGCGUACGCGGAGUUGGCGAAGGAUGGCGAUAGCGCGAGCGAUGCGGAGGAGUUCGAGGUCAAAGUGCGAGUCGGUGAUAUCGUGGUUCUCGGAAGCGAUGGGUUGUUCGAUAACGUGUUCGAUGAGGAGAUCGCGGCGGUGGCGACCGAGGCGUACGGAAGGGCGAGCGACGAGGCGAGCGGGGCGGGGGCGGCGGCGCAAGCGCUCGUGAAGGUCGCUCGUGGGCACGCUGAGGAUAAGAAGUACGAUUCUCCGUACGCGCGCGAGAUGGCGAAGAGCGAGACGGACAAAGGGGGGGCGCCCAAGGCUGUUGGAUUGUUUGGAGGAUUGAACAAGAUGUUGGGCGGCGGCUCUUUGGGCGGAAAGAUGGACGACAUCACCGUCAUCGUCGCCGGCGUCGUGCAAACGUCGGAAUCUCGCGAAGUUCUCGCAAGCGCGAGCGCGUCGUGCGACGCGAACACCGAGGCCUUGGCCAAGGCUCGCGAGUUGGCGUCCAUAGAGGAAGUGAAGGUGCAACGCACCGUGGCGCUUCGCAAGGAGAUGGACGCCGCGUUCAAGGAGUCGGUGGCGGCGAGUGAGAAGAAGUCCAAGGCUAUCGCGAACGCUAAACCAGAGUUCACGCGCGCGCAGGUCGAUUCCAUGGACGCUCCGACGAUUCGCAAGCUCUUACAAGAGCGCGGGUUGCCGAGCUCGGGUAAACUCGAACGCCUGCGCGAUCGCCUCGCCGAAGUCAAGGCACUUUAA
Ostreococcus tauri is the source of this 1275-nucleotide messenger RNA. Its product is annotated as Protein phosphatase 2C (PP2C)-like domain. Bases 1 to 1275 code for a protein of 424 amino acids. The record is from RefSeq and is a predicted model, not a curated record. NCBI's taxonomy places the organism in Eukaryota, Viridiplantae, Chlorophyta, Mamiellophyceae, Mamiellales, Bathycoccaceae. The transcript has a single exon.